Microplitis mediator is the source of this 3127-nucleotide messenger RNA. RefSeq lists its product as uncharacterized. Bases 419 to 2029 code for a protein of 536 amino acids. The transcript is spliced from 6 exons. Gene Ontology annotation, molecular function: microtubule motor activity; microtubule binding; ATP binding. The record is from RefSeq and is a predicted model, not a curated record. Gene Ontology annotation, biological process: microtubule-based movement. NCBI's taxonomy places the organism in Eukaryota, Metazoa, Arthropoda, Insecta, Hymenoptera, Braconidae.
UGUUUUUCUCUAUCAACUACUGGUGACAGCACUAGCGUUUUGAUAUAUUUGAAAAAAAAAAAAAAAAAAAAAUAUAUCUAAGACAAAAAGCGGAAUAUUAGAAAAAUUGUUGUUAAAAAAAUAUUAAACUGAAAAAAAGAAAUAAAAAAUCAAAUUGAUUAUUAAUUAAUUGUUAAAACAACCAACAACACAAUCUACUACUGCUUACAUUAGAAUCCACGUAUAGUGAGACUACUGAGAGCUUGCUCAUCAUUUAAUGGUGGGGGUAUGGGAAUUGCAUGCUAACUGAAGGGAACGCUCUCAGUAGCUCCAGUAUACUACUGGUGCUGCAUAACAACCCGGACAUCGCAGUCAACGUAGCAACGCCUUUAAAAACGUUAGCAAGACGCCACCAUCAGUUCAAGUUAUAAACUUCUAAAUGGAUAAAUUCUUAGCAGUUCCGUCCACUAGUGGCAUGGCUCAGCAGCCACCGAGGUCGCGAUCGAGGUCUCCCAGUCCAAACUGUCCGCACCGCCCAAAAGACAAAUUCAUCACCAUCUUCCAGACGUUCAAAAAUGCAUUCCAGGACGGUAUGCAUUUGCAGAGAGUCGGGGAGAAGACGUUGAAAUACAACAACACAGAAAUAAACGUUGAUUGUAUUUCAACGUCACCCAACGAGUCCCUGGAAUACAUUAAAAAGCAACAGAGAAGAGGAACCUGCGUCAUUUUAUUUGGGCGUAGUGGCGCAGGUAAAACUUCUUCCUUAGUGGGAUAUGAGCAGUUCGGAGGGAUGAUUCAGGAGUAUUACAGAGGUUGCCCAGAAGCUAACUUAGAAUUAAGAGCAAUAGAGAUCAAGAACAAGAUGAGCCGAGAUUUAGUCGCCACGGAGAAUCCCGAGACCAAAGUAGAGAGGCUAGAUUGGGAAAAAAUCGAGGCUGGCCGCAUUGCAGACCUCAAUCAAGUGAUGAAGGCGCGGACGACUAUAAAAACCGGCCUGAACGCUACAGCGUCCAGGACGAUUUUAUACGUCGAAGUGACCAACAUUCAGACUCAGGAUCGCGUCCAUUUCGUUGAUAUGCCGGGCUCGGAAGGGGUAGAUGCUGCAGAUGCUGCCACUUUAACACCUGCGGAACGAAGUCUUGUGAGCUCUACUCGGCGUGGUUUUGUUAAUGACCUCAGUUCAUUCAAAAAUUAUCUCAUUAAUUAUAACAUCCCGCUUUCCGGCACUGUAUUUUUGAAUGAGCUGAGGAGGCGGAUUUACGGUGACGGCACAAACGUUUCCAACUCAAACAUGUUUUUGGUCGUUUGUGCGCAGUCACCGCUUAAUGAAGCUAAUACCAUGGAGGUCGGUAAUCUUUUAAGAGAUAUCCAACUACAACGGGACCCAAAUUUUCACCGGGGUUCCGGCCGAUCUCCAUCUCCGCAUGUCAACGCGCGAGAGCCGAGUAGAGGCUCGUUAUUGAGAACCGUGGACGAUCUUAAGGCUGAGAUCGAGAGACUGCGCCUCGAGAAUGAACGUCUCAGGAGGAGGAGGCGUUCAGUAGAGGCAGAAGACCGAGUCGCGGAUGAAGUUGAGGCGGAAGCUGAAGUGGCGGCAGCUGGAGAGCCACCAGUAGCAGUGGAUGUGGCGGUACCGGUAGAAGCAGAAGAGGUGGAUGAUGAGGAAGUGGAGGACGAUGAGGACGAAGAGGAAGCUGAUGAGGAAGACGAGUAUUCUCUACUCGGUGUACCUAAUCUAUUGAGACCCGAGUUUUUAUAUGACGGUACCUGGUAUGCCGUCGACCAACCUGCAAAGUAUGACAGCAUUGAUUGGAAUAACUCCAUCAUGCAGGUUGGUUCUACGGUGAAUUAUCAGUGCCGUCAUUGUGCAAAAGUCUACAAGAGGUACACGAUCCGGACACAUAUAUGGUUUGAGGAGCAAAAAGGAAAGGUUGUUUGCCCAAAAUGCAAACAACCUUUCUGCACUGUCAGCUAUAUCCAUCAUCGCCAUCUGCCGAAGUGUAAAGGGCAGCAGCGAAAGGCAGGACGCCCAAGAAAAAAAAAAAACUAAUUAACCUGCAACAUAUAUAUUUAUUAUUUUUUUUUCGCAAACCUUCUUGAUAUACCAGGGGUAGUUGGACAACAAGAUCUGUUAAUAAAUUUAUCAGACAGAUUUAAAAUUAAAAAUAUAUAGAUUAAAUAAUUAAAAGAAAAAAUAUUAAUUUCAAAAUUUUUUAAAUGGGCAUUUUUUUUAAAUUUAAUUUUAUUAAUAAUUUUAAAUUCAUCUGAUGUCUGCUACAUUCAUAUUCAUCUUUUAAUUAGCAAUGAAAAAAAUUUUAAUUAAUUUUUUUUACAGAUGAAUUUAAUUGAAGAUUAGCAAAAAUUAAAAUUACAGUUUCGUUAGAAUCAAAACUGAUAAUUAAAUUUAUAGUAAUUAUAGUGUCAUAUAUUUGUGGGAAUAGACCUCUGAUAAAUUUGUUGUAAAAAAAACAUUACGUGUAAUUAAAAAAUACUUGCACAAUAGCCACCCUCAUUUAUUAUUUAUGGUUUAAUCAAUAUAUUUCAUACGAAUUUAUCCUAGUGUUCUUGUGUCUUAAUAUGUUAUUGUAUAUAUUUACUGUAUCAUGAUUGUAUCAUCACUGUAUGAUUGUAUCAUUACUGUAUGAUGAUUAUUAUUCAAUUCAUUAUUUGACUAGACUUAAUCAUUUUUUAUAUUCUUAACUAUUAAGUUUAUUUUUAGAUAUCAAAACUUUGUAAUGUAUGAGGAAAAAAAAAAGAAAGUAAAGCAAAGUGAGAUGGAAAUCCAGUGCUAACAAUUUAAUAAUUAAUUUUGAUUAUAAACUUAUAAAAUAUGUAAUUAAUUAUAAUAAUAAUAAUGAUAAUAAUUAUUAUUGUUAGUAUGUGUGGAGUGUAGCAUUCAUGAGUCAUUUUAUGAAUAUUAAAUAAAUAAAAAAUUCAAGAGACUGAUCGAGCCGACGUCUAAUAAUUUUUGAGUUUUUUUUUUAAACCGUAAAUUAUUUUUAACAAAUUGUAUUGAUUGUUUUUUUAAUUUCCUACAUGUGUAUAUUUUUAGUUUUUUUUUUUAUUGAGGUAUUAAAAAAGAAUUCGUUUGCUACAUUCACACUCAUAUAAUUGAUAAAUUAAAAAACAAAUAAAAUAAACGUCUUCU